AUGGCGCGAAUGUAUAUUCGACUGAUCAAGAAGGUCAUGCUCAGGGGAAACAUUGUGCUUGGAGGUUGGUCCUUCGGCGGUAUUCUUGCUGUACAGAUUGCGCACAUAUUAGCCACGGAGAAUAAAGGGCUUCGCGUUUCCGGAGUCAUCUUGGUGGAUUCAAUCUAUUCUAGAACCCCAAAACGCGCACUCGAUAUGGAUACCCAAGGACCUGCAAUGGUCGGAAUUACCCAAGAAGUUAAGGAGAAGGUUCUCACGUCUUUGAUACGGGCUACUUGUUUGUGCGAUGAGUGGCAACCACCAGCCUGGAAAACGACCGAUGUCGGGGUUCACGGGAAGAAUGUUCCAACACCGCCACCGGUCGUGUUGAUCCGUGCUAAGUCUCUUGUUCCGAUGGUAGAUCCAAACGAAAUGUGCUUGCUAGACAAGACCCGAGACAUGCCCCACUUGGGCUGGGAAGAUGCUUACGAUGGCUUUGUCGUUAAGGUCUUGGAAACCUGCGGGGAUCAUUACAGUAUUUUUGACACACCUAACGUGCCAUCUAUCACUUCUUCUAUUCGCGACGCACUGGAAAUGUGCAAGGUGGGAUAA
Parastagonospora nodorum SN15 is the source of this 591-nucleotide messenger RNA. RefSeq lists its product as hypothetical. The record is from RefSeq and is a predicted model, not a curated record. Gene Ontology annotation, biological process: biosynthetic process. Lineage: Eukaryota; Fungi; Ascomycota; Dothideomycetes; Pleosporales; Phaeosphaeriaceae. The coding region runs from base 1 to 591 and encodes 196 amino acids. The transcript is spliced from 3 exons.